Molecule: messenger RNA, 1914 nt
Organism: Spirodela intermedia
Lineage: Eukaryota; Viridiplantae; Streptophyta; Magnoliopsida; Alismatales; Araceae
Source: the annotation of a GenBank genome assembly
AUGCCAUUACCAAGCAGACAAAAUGUUCCACCGUCAGGUAAGAGUAUAUUGAUAUUUGCCUAAAUUCACGAAUAAAGUUUUAAAAUCAGGUGAUAAUGAGAAAGCACCAUUAAAAAUUCGUAGAAAAUGGGUUCAUAGAAAAUUUUAGAACCAUUGUGCUCAUUGAUAUCUUUGUUUAUAGUCGAUGACUCAUGAGCUUAGCGUGUCCAUGGACGGUGUGGAACCCCCCCGGGUCUCGAGCCUUCAGUGCCCAAAGACUUUCUCUACCCUUUUACUGUGAAUCUCUCUCUCCCUCUCUCUCUCUCUCUCUCUCUGUCGACUCUUAAACAGCUUCCAGUGGUUGAAAAACCACAGAUCACAACGUGACCAAGCACGCAAGAAAAUAUGCUGAUGUCUAGUAAAUGGAAGACAACGAGCAAAUAAGAAGAAUAACGCCAAGAAAAAAGAACAGCCCACCCACAUACCAAACCAGAGCCGAUGGGGAAACGCAGCAAAGAAGAACAACCACAACAGAAGGAGAGAGCAACAUAACACAGAACAACGAUGACUACGGCGGCUGCUUUCCCUUUCGCUACUCACUCAGCCAAGCAGCAUCUACAGGCCUUAUUACCACCACAAAAGAGGGGGAAAGGGAGCUGAGGGAGGAGGCGAAUAGUGAGCCACCGUCAUCCCUCACCCAGGGACUAUUAAUCCAUCCAUCCCCUAUCCUCACCCCGGCUCGUCGAAGCACUGCCGGUGCUACGUGGCCGCAGCCUUGUCUCCCGCUUUCCACUUCAUGGCCCUCUUUGCCUGCCUCUCCACCGCCGUCACACCUCGUCCCCUCUGCUGCGUCCUUGGUCUUAUGGGACAAGGAUAAGAACCAGGACGAGAAAGCCCCACUGGUUGCCGCCACCGACGGUGAAUCGGCAUCGUCAGAGGCCCCACUAGUUCACCGGCCGAACCUCCUUGUGGCCGGCCCUGAUAUGGCCAUGGUCACCCCACCGCCUGCUGCUGAGGAGCAGAGUGGACGACCUGGGGGCGACGUAUUAGUGCUCCUCGAGCUCCUGGUGAGGUCCUCCUCCUCUUCCUCCUCCAAUCCGCCUCAGUAAGCAUACUGACACUGGCUGAGGUCCUCCUCCGUCGCCUCUUGGUCAUCCACCGGCGCCGACAAUGGCAUAAUCCACUAGGCCCUCAGGAGUAGGCGUCCGGGAUCCGGUGGAUGAUGAGGAAUCCGAAGGGUAGCUUGCAAGGCGGGAAGGUCGGGUUCCUGUCCUUGCAGGAAGCCCAGCUCAUGGUGCAGGUGACGCAGACUGGGAGGGGAAGAGUGGAGAAUAAAUAGCACGAAGCCGUUUAUUUCUCCACACUUUCUUUCUCCUUCGGCGCCACCGGCACCCUGAGAUGGGCGUCGUACAGGGACAAGAACCCAACCUGUCCGCAGUGCAAGCCGUCCUUCGAGGUGCUCAUCGUCCACCCAACCUUGGACACCUGCUCCUGAGGGCCGAAUGGUUCGUGCCCCACUCGGUGCCGGUGGAUGGCCAGAAGGCGUCGGAGGAGGACCUCAACAACCACCAGCAUUAUUACUACGGUGGAUUGGAGGAUGAGAAGAGGAGAAUGAUAUAGAGCGCGACAGCUAUGUCGACGCCCGGACCUCCAUUCUGCUCAUCAAACACAAGGUGGCGGGGCGACAACGGCCACAUCAGGGCCAACCACACGGAGGCCCAACCGUUGAACUGGCAGUGCUCCGGCGGCGCCCAUCCCCAGCCGACAGCAGAAACCAACAGCUUGUUCUCCUCACCGCCCUCGUCCUCGACCCAUAGGGACAAGAAGCUGGAAAAAGGGGGGGUGGUGGAGGUGGUGUUGGGGAGGCGGGCAAACAAGGCCAUGAAGAGGGAAGUGGUGGACAAGGCGGCAUUAUUUACCUUUUGUUUCGUGUAA